GGCAUGGUCGCACUCUUCUUCGUCAUCUCGGGUUAGGCCCUGGGCUGCCGCAUGUUGAUGAUGAUCCGGAAACGAGUCGGAAAAACUCCUCAACUCGCUCGCAUCCUCGACGUUUCGCCGGUACAUUCGCCUGUAUUUGUCCUCCAUCGUCGCCAUGUUCUACGCCAUGGUCCUGGUCCGGCUACAACUGUACAAUGGAAUGCACCAGCCCAUGUAUCGCGAUACUCUGUGGCUACAACUCGUGGAUUUUAUGGGUGACGUGAUUCAUUUUAUGAACCCCUUUGGCGACAUCCGUGGCUGGGUCAACCCCGGCGUCUUCGACUCAAGCUAUCUGGGCGUGCUGUGGUCCAUCCCUGUCGAGUACCGUGGCAGCAUCGCCCUUUUUGCCUUUUGCACAGGAGCAUGUAAAAUGACUACCCGGGCCCGCAUGAUCUCGACCUGGGUCAUCAUCGUCUUCUGUUACAUUUGGCAGGCUUGCUACAUCUCGGGAUUCAUGGGCGGUUUCUUCAUCGCCGACCUCUCCCUCAGCCGCCACCCCGAACGUUACUCGAAUCUACCUUGCAAUCCCGCCGUCUCAGCAGCCUCCUCUUCGACCUCAUCACGCCAUCAAAGCCUCCUCUCCAAGGUUGGUCACAUCAUCCUCCUAGUCUUGGGCAUCCUUCUCCUCGGCCAGACCGACUUACACCGACUCGGCAUAUGGGGUGCCUUCCCCUGGGGCUACCUGAGGACCUGGGAACCCUACUGGUGGGACUGUUCCGGCAAACGCAUGUUCUGCGUCGGGCCCGGCGCCUUUUUGUUGUGUUAUGCCUUGGAGUUCUAUCCUGCUCUACAACGUCCCUUGCAUUGGCGCUUCAGCCAGUACCUCGGCGACAUAUCUUUUGGCAUCUACGUCACCCACGUGCCCACCAUCAUAGCACACCUAUUACAAGUUUCUCGUUCCCUGGAGAGAGGCGACCUUGGGCAGCAGCUAUCUCGCUUUUUUCCCAGGCAUUGUUGUGGCCUUUGUAAUAAUCUUCACUGUUUCGGAUUAUUACUCCAGGGUCGAUGCCGCCGUGGUCAAGUUCGCCCGAUGGUCGCAGUCAAAAUUGUUUAUUCAGUGGCAUUGAUGUUUAGCCACUGA
Exophiala mesophila is the source of this 1120-nucleotide messenger RNA. RefSeq lists its product as uncharacterized. Gene Ontology annotation, biological process: polysaccharide biosynthetic process. NCBI's taxonomy places the organism in Eukaryota, Fungi, Ascomycota, Eurotiomycetes, Chaetothyriales, Herpotrichiellaceae. Gene Ontology annotation, cellular component: membrane. The transcript has a single exon. The record is from RefSeq and is a predicted model, not a curated record. Bases 155 to 1120 code for a protein of 321 amino acids.